AUGGACAGCCACGGCAACGCCUCUGGCGGGAAGCGCAAGGGCAAGCGCGGCCGCAAGCCGAAGCCGCCGGUACCUGCCUCUCCCGACAGCAACCACAACCACACCCACCACCACGCCGCACCAUCCUCCUCGCCGCUCUCCACCGCCGCCGUGGCGGCGUCAGACUCCCCGGACCCGGAGCCGGCGUCAUCCUCCCCGGUUCCCCGCCGCCGGGGCCGCAAGUCCCGCCGCAUCCGCAACGGCCCCCCGGCCUCCGAGGUCGAUGCCGCCCCCUCGCCCUCGCCUCCGCCGCGGGCGCGGGGCGGGCCCAAGGCGGCCGCGCCCAACGGCGAGAUGGUGGUUGAGGUUCCCGCGGCGGCGGUGGAGCCCCUGCGUUGGGACCAGGUGGUGAAGGUGGUGCCGUCGAUGGACGCCGUCGUGAAGGUGUUCUGCGUCCACACGGAGCCCAACUUCUCCCUGCCGUGGCAGCGGAAGCGGCAGUACAGCUCGAGCAGCAGCGGGUUCAUCAUUGGCGGCCGCAGGGUGCUCACCAACGCCCACUCGGUUGAGCAUUACACACAGGUCAAGCUCAAGAAGCGUGGCUCUGACACCAAGUACCUUGCGACUGUCCUUGCCAUAGGCACCGAGUGUGACAUUGCAUUGUUGACUGUUGAGGAUGAUGAAUUCUGGAAAGGCGUUUCACCUGUAGAGUUUGGGUCGCUGCCAGCACUCCAGGAUGCUGUCACUGUUGUUGGUUACCCAAUUGGAGGCGAUACGAUCUCAGUGACUAGUGGUGUAGUUUCUAGGAUAGAAAUACUGUCAUAUGUUCAUGGUUCUACAGAGCUUCUUGGGUUACAGAUAGAUGCAGCUAUAAAUUCGGGGAACUCAGGGGGGCCUGCUUUCAAUGAUAAGGGAAAAUGUGUCGGUAUAGCUUUUCAAUCUCUGAAACAUGAAGAUGCAGAGAACAUAGGCUACGUUAUACCCACCCCAGUUAUUAACCACUUCAUUGAAGACUACAAAAAAUCCGGAGAAUACACAGGUUUCCCUAUACUUGGAAUAGAAUGGCAAAAAAUGGAAAAUCCUGAUCUCCGCAAGGCAAUGAGAAUGAAAGCUAACCAAAAGGGUGUUCGGAUACGAAGGAUUGAGCCAACUGCUCCUGAAUCUGGAUGCCUCCAACCUUCUGAUAUCGUCCUUAGCUUUAAUGGUAUUGAUAUUGCCAAUGAUGGUACAGUUCCUUUUAGGCAUGGUGAGCGCAUUGGAUUCAGCUACCUUGUUUCUCAAAAGUACACUGGUGAGAAGGCACGUGUGAAAGUACUUCGCAACUCAAAAAUCCAUGAAUUUAACAUAAAGCUGGCAACCCACAAAAGACUCAUUCCAGCUCAUAUCAAGGGAAGGCCGCCGUCAUAUUACAUUGUUGCUGGCUUUGUUUUUAUGGUUGUGUCUGUUCCAUAUCUUCGAUCUGAGUAUGGAAAAGACUAUGAAUAUGAUGCCCCGGUCAAGUUGUUGGAUAAGCAUUUGCAUGCAAUGGUGCAAUCAUCUGAUGAGCAGCUUGUGGUGGUGUCACAGGUGCUUGUGGCAGAUAUAAACAUUGGUUAUGAAGAUAUAGUCAACAUUCAGGUUCUUGCCUUCAAUGGCACACCGGUUAAAAACUUGAAGCACCUAGUGACCAUGGUGGAAGAGUGCGAUGAGGCAUUCUUGAAGUUUGAUCUGGACUACGAUCAGUUGGUUGUCCUGGAGACGAAAACUGCAAAGGCUGCAACUCAAGAUAUUCUGACAACACAUUGUAUUCCUUCGGCUGUCUCAGAAGACCUGAAGAGCUGA
This is a messenger RNA of Miscanthus lutarioriparius, 1800 nucleotides long. The record is from the annotation of a GenBank genome assembly. Lineage: Eukaryota; Viridiplantae; Streptophyta; Magnoliopsida; Poales; Poaceae.